AUGGAUAGUAGUUGGAAUGCACGUCCAUAUAUAACUGGUACGAAUUUAACAACAUUUCCGGUUAAACACAUAGUUAUAAGACAAUUACGGGAUUUUAAUUCAAGUAUACAUCAAUCCAAUUACAUUAAAACAACAACAGAUCUUCAAGAUGGUCAAAUGGAUGAAAGACGUUGGGCUGAUAUUGGUUAUAGUUUUUUCAUAUGUGGUGAUAAUAAUGAUGCCCAACAAGUUUAUAGAGGUAGAGGAUGGAAAUAUGUUGGUGCACAUUGUCUUGGUUACAAUUUUAAAUCAUUAGGUAUUGGUAUUAUUCGUAAUUAUACUAAUAUAAAAUGUUUGAAUGCAUUUAAAUCAUUAAUUCAAUGUGGCAUUACACAAAAUGACAUUGUAAAAAAUUUUACACUGGUUGGAGAUUUAGAAUCAAUAGAUAUUUACGAAUAUUAUUUGAAAUAUUUUAAAAAUAAUACCGAUCUUUAA
This is a messenger RNA of Didymodactylos carnosus, 474 nucleotides long. The record is from the annotation of a GenBank genome assembly. Lineage: Eukaryota; Metazoa; Rotifera; Eurotatoria; Philodinida; Philodinidae.